AUGAGGAACAGAAGAGCUCCAAAGGCACAGAAGGUCAUUGCGAGCAGUGUUCAGGUAGAGAAGAGCGAAGCUGAAAUGCUGGAAAUCCAUGUGAAAGAAGAGUUAGUCUUGCCUGAGGAAGAAGAUGGGUACAAGUGCCAAACGGUAGACAUCCAACCCGAGAAGAGCAAUAAGCAAGUAACCGUUGCAAAAAGUAAGAAGACAAUGACUUCAGUGAAGGUGAAGAAAGAAACUUGCUCAGAAGAUCCACAAGCCCGGCUCGACAACGGAAAUCAUACCAAACCUAUACCAAAAAAGAGAAGGCGUAAACAUGAUCAAGCCGAAAAUUUUGGAGGGACCACAGUCGUUCAGCAAGAUGUCAGCGUACAAAUCAAAACAGAGCUAGAAACUAAAAUUGAAUGUCUAGAACCUGCUGUCUCUGAGGAGAAUGAAGCACAGCGUAUCUCAAGACUUACCAUUGGCGCUAAGGUGACCGGAUUUCCACUGAGUCAGAUACUUCCACAUGGUUCUUAUCUGAUGAACCCAGGCUCAGCUGAUCCCGAGAAAUUGGAGAAAACACGCGAAGCAAUGUUGGAUGAAUGCAAGCGAUGUGAACGUCUCGGUAUUUACUACUACAAUUUCCAUCCAGGCUCGACAACGGGAUUAUGCACAACUGAAGAAUGUUGCAAAACCGUUGCCGAAACUAUUGACUACAUACUGGAAUGUACGGAAUUUAUAACAUUGGUAAUCGAAACUAUGGCUGGACAGGGCAACACGAUCGGGUCAACUUUUGAAGAGAUUCGCGACAUCAUACUCAAUGUGAAAAACAAAAAUCGUGUGGGAGUCUGCAUUGAUACUUGUCACAUAUUUGCAGCAGGCUACGAUAUUCGCACGCAAGAAACAUACAACGAAACUAUGGAGAAGUUUGAUAGCAUAAUAGGUUUAAAGUACCUAAAAGCAUUUCAUCUUAAUGACUCUAAAGGAGCUCUUGGUUGCCGUGUCGAUCGGCACGAAAAGAUAGGCAGAGGUAAGAUUGGGAAGAAAGGAUUUAAGUGCAUCAUGGAAGACGAGAGGCUAGAUGGUUUACCACUAAUUCUCGAAACUCCCGAAGGAGACUACCCACAGGAGAUGAUAACACUUUAUUCACUGUGACUGUCUUGAGUCCUACGCAGCGUAGUUGCUUAACUUUUCUCUGCUGGGACGAUUAGGAGAUCUCCCUCAACUUAUCUCGGUCUCCAUUGCACAUUCACCCCUGCUUUGAUCUAAAGUUGUUAGAUUUUACUAUUUUCAAAAGAUUGCCUCAUUAGUUGAGUUUGUUUUUUGAGUUUGCUUUACCACGACAAUGUUGACCGCUAGAAGGUGAAGUAUCUCUACUGUUGAUUUGGACAUUACCUCGUUAGAUCUAUUGUUGUUUUAUUCUGUGAUUUUUGAAGUCGUUUGAUGAAAUUGGAGAAUCAGAGUCUAUAACAAAAUAUGAGUGCGAU
This is a messenger RNA of Cylicocyclus nassatus, 1463 nucleotides long. Lineage: Eukaryota; Metazoa; Nematoda; Chromadorea; Rhabditida; Strongylidae. The record is from the annotation of a GenBank genome assembly.